UCUCUUUUCCCGUUAUUCUUUUUUUCCCUCAUUCUUUUAUUUUAAUUUUUUUGUUUUCUCAUUUAUAUUCAUUUUUUUCUUUAAAUUUUUUAGUUAGUAUUGUUAGUACAGUUAGUAUAUUUAGUCAGCAUAGUUACAAUAGUUAUUGUUUGUUAGCACAGGUAGUAAUAUUGUUAGUACAGUUAGUAUAUUUAGUCAGUGUAGUUAGCAUAGUUAUUGUUUAUUAGCACAGGUAGUAAUAUUGUUAGUACAGUUAGUAUAUUUAGUCGGUGUAGUUAGCAUAGCUACUGUUUGUUAGCACAGUCGGUAAGCAUAGUUAGCAUCCUCAGUGAGCGUAGUUAGUGGGUCACAUGUCCCACGACUUUUCAGAUGUCCCUGUUGACCAGGAGCCCUACAGUGGCCAUUACGAGCUCCUGCAAACCACUGGCAAGGGCACCUUUUCCAAGGUGGUGCUGGGCCAGCACCUAUUAACAGGGACGAAGGUGGCUAUUAAAAUCAUGGAUCAACUGGUCGCCUUCCAAGUUCACAGACCUGUCCUGCGAGAAGUCCACUGCAUGGCGGACUUGCACCACCCUAAUUUCGUCCAACUAUUCCAUAUGAUCAGCACUACGAAAUCCCUCUUCCUAGUCUUAGAACUCGUGCCUGGAGGGGACUUGGUGGACUACCUUUGUGCCUACAGCUGCAUGCCAGAGGACAAUGCCCGCAGCAUCUUUCAGCAGCUGGUAUCAGCAGUGCAAUACUGCCAUGACAAGGGCGUUGCUCACAGGCACCUGAAUGCACACAGUGUGCUGCAGGACACUCAGAUGAACACUAAACUGAAAGACUUUGGACUUGGCACAUCCUUCACGGGCCGUCAGUUGAGCACCUUUUGCGGCAGUCCCACGUAUGCAGCCCCGGAACUCUUUCUGGGCCAAAAAUAUCAUGGUCCUGCUGCGGACUUAUGGAGCUUGGGAGUACUGCUGUACAGGACGCUCCUGAACACUGUCCCUUUCAAGGGAAUGAACUGGGGAGACCUGCAAAGGAAGGUACUGAGAGGGACAUACGUGGUGCCAUCCUAUUUAUCUUCUGAAGUGGAAAACUUCCUAAAAAAAACUACUAAUCCUCAACCCCCAGAAGAGAGAAAUCUGAAAGACAUCAUGCCAGAUGCUUCGCUAAACAAGGGCCACGAGGAAGAACUGAAGCCUUACAUUGAGCCACCCAGUGAUGUCACAGAUCCCUGGGUAACAAAAGAAAUGCUGAAUCUGGGCUUUCACUGGGAAGAUAUCAAGGACACGUUGUCAAAGAAAACAUACAAUAAUGUCUUGGCCAAGUACUGUAUCCUAAACACAAAAAACCAAAAGUCCAGUGUAACACCAUCAAGGUAAGUCCCUUCCAUCCUCCUGAGCUCCAGAGCCCUAGUCUCUCCGCAGCCCAGAAGGUUCAGCCAGAAUGUUCCGGUUUCUAGCAGGCAGAGCAACAGCCUAUCGACCAUGAGUCAGGGCAGAAGGUUCAAGAGUCCACCAGGCCUUCAGCCAUUCCAGAGUCCUGCACCACCACUUCCAAGUCAACCGCUGAGUCCAGUACCACCACUCCCAAGUCCAGCCCGGAGUCCAACACCACCAUUUACAAGUCAACCUUUGAGUCCAGGACCGC
Molecule: messenger RNA, 1632 nt
Organism: Rhinolophus ferrumequinum (greater horseshoe bat)
Lineage: Eukaryota; Metazoa; Chordata; Mammalia; Chiroptera; Rhinolophidae
Product: serine/threonine-protein kinase MARK2-like
Exons: 1
Coding region: 351-1364 (337 amino acids)
Biological process (GO): protein phosphorylation; intracellular signal transduction; microtubule cytoskeleton organization
Cellular component (GO): cytoplasm
Molecular function (GO): ATP binding; protein serine/threonine kinase activity; tau-protein kinase activity
Source: RefSeq, a predicted model, not a curated record